Molecule: messenger RNA, 1458 nt
Organism: Myzus persicae (green peach aphid)
Lineage: Eukaryota; Metazoa; Arthropoda; Insecta; Hemiptera; Aphididae
Exons: 6
Source: RefSeq, a predicted model, not a curated record
AUGGCUAGAAGAAGAUUUUUAAAUUUAGAGAAGAAACUAAUCAAAAAUGCUACAUUAGCAAGGAGUUACAAGGCAUUCAUGGAUGAGUAUAGGGACUUGGGGCACAUGGAAUUAGCUGAUCAUGAUUACCGAGGUCCGACAUAUUAUUUACCACAUCACGCUGUGUUUAAGAUGGAUAGCUCGACAACCAAGAUUCUAGUAGUAUUUGAUGGGUCUGCUGCUGCUUCAUCCGGUCUAUCACUGAACGACAUCCUUCUUCGAGGACCAAAGCGUAUAUUCUUCCGUACCAGCCCUGAUGAAGCCUUGCAAGAGUACAAACUAAACACUGUUACUUAUGGUACCAAAUCAGCCUCAUACUUAGCCACUCGUUGUCUUCAUAACAUUUCUCCAGAUAGUCAUGAUAGUUCAGUUAAAUUUAUCCUUGCUCAGAAUUUCUAUGCUGAUGACUUAUUAAGUGGAGGAAGAUCUGAGGAUGAAUGUUUUGAAAUACAUCAACGUUUACAAUUAAUCUUAAAUCAGUUGAAUGAGGAAGAUAUGAUAAGCACCCUUGGGUUACUUUGGCAACCAACCACAGACACAUUUCAUUUUGCUGUUAAAGACUGCGUUUAUGACCCUAUUGGUUUAAUCACCCCUGUACUCAUAAAAGGCAAGAUACUCCUACAACAACUAUGGACUUUUAAAUUAUGUUGGGAUGAUGCAAUUCCCAAUGAUUUGCAAGUUCGUUGGAUUAAAUUUUACUCCAGCUUGCAAUUACUUACUCAAUUAAAAAUUCCAAGAAGAGUGAUUUCUGGAGAUUAUAUUAAGUUAGAACUUCAUGGCUUCUGCGAUGCUUCACAAGAGGCGUUCACUCCAAUUCAACAUUCAACAAUCCCUCGGCUAGAGCUGUGUGGAGCCUUACUUGUAGCAGAGCUGAUAUCUGAGGUUGAAGCUGAAUUGAAGUUAUUAAAUAUUAUCAUAGCACCCUCAGACGUCUACCUUUGGACGGAUUCCACUAUUGUUAUUUCUUGGAUUCGAAGCCAGAAUCUGUUUCAAGUUUAUGUCUCAAACAGAUUGGCUCGUAUCCUCGACUUAACCACGUCCAACCAAUGGUUUCAUGUGCCUACAAAUCAUAACCCCGCUGACCUCAUAACAAGAGGUCUAGAUGCUGGCUCAAUUUCCUCAUCGCAACUAUGGUGGAUUGGACCAACUUGGCGACGAAAACAAAACAUAGUUGGUUUCAUUCGUAGUGAAAUACUUCAAUGGGCAAAGCAUUUUGGGUUGUUGAAAACUCAAGCUGAAGCCUUCCCUGAUGAAAUUGCUGCUCUUAAAGUCAGUAAAUUAGUCCCACGUCAUAGCUGCCUCAAGCAACUGAACCCUUUCAUUGAUACACUUGGUCUGAUUCGUGUGGGUGGUCGUCUCACCAAUGCCUCCAUUGCGGAUUCAAAAAAAUUUCCAAUUGUAGGUUCUAACCUUUCAAAG